This is a messenger RNA of Filobasidium floriforme, 1861 nucleotides long. RefSeq lists its product as uncharacterized. NCBI's taxonomy places the organism in Eukaryota, Fungi, Basidiomycota, Tremellomycetes, Filobasidiales, Filobasidiaceae. The transcript has 8 exons. The record is from RefSeq and is a predicted model, not a curated record. Gene Ontology annotation, molecular function: oxidoreductase activity. Bases 236 to 1753 code for a protein of 505 amino acids.
GUCUAUUUUGCUUCUGGGAAGGAGGAAUUGGUCGAUCUACACCGCGGAUACACACACUUUCACCCCCGAUCUAGAGAUCAAAAUCAAACCCAGCAACGACCCAUUCGACUCAACGGUUCAGGUUCAAGUUCGCAUCGAUUGAGUUGUUGUCUUGUCGUCGGAUCGCCUAUCCAGAGCCAGCCUCAUUCACCUGAUAUACCUGGACGAUAACAAUCAACAAUUAACAAGAACGAAGAUGCCCGACCGUCACGUCCAAGUCCUCGUCAUCGGUACCGGUCCAACCGGCCUAGGCGCAGCGACCCGUCUAGAACAACUCCAACUCCCGCAAUCUUACCUGGUAGUAGGACAGGAAGACGUAGCGGGCGGGUUGGCCGGGACGGAUGAGACGAGCGAAGGGUUCUUGUUCGAUUAUGGGGGGCAUGUGAUCUUUAGCCACUACGCCUACUUUGACGAUACCAUCAACAAGGCCCUCCCGAAAGAAGACGAUUGGUACGAGCAUCAACGGGUGUCUUAUAUUCGGAGUGGGAGCGCUUGGGUUCCUUACCCCUACCAAAACAACAUCUCCCAACUCCCUCAAUCCGAACAACUCGUCGCCCUGGACGGACUCUUGGAAGCCGCCGAACUGAGAGCGGCCACCCCGACGGUGAAACCGGUGACGUUUGAACAGUGGAUCGACCGGAACUUGGGGAAAGGGAUAGGGGAGAUGUUUAUGCAUCCGUAUAAUUUCAAGGUUUGGGGGGUUAGGACUAGUGAGAUGCAAUGUAAAUGGCUGGGCGAACGAGUGGCCGCCCCGAACCUCAAGGUGGUCAUCAAGAACGCCAUCACCCGGACCCCCGCUGGGAACUGGGGUCCUAACGCGACUUUCCGAUUCCCCGCUCGAGGUGGUACCGGUGGGAUCUGGAAAGCCGUGGCCGAGAUGAUCCCCCGAGAAAAGAUCCAGGUCGGCCGGGUGGUCUCGGUGGACCCGGUCCACAAGCUCGCCAAGAUGGGCAACGGGGAGACGAUCGCGUACGACAAGUUGGUCUCGACGAUGAACGUCGAUCAUUUCGUCGAUAUCGUCCAGGUCUCUUCGGAGGCGGACAAGGAAAAGCUCAAGCUGGUCAAGCAGGCCACGCAAGAGUUGGUUUAUAGCAACACCAUCGUCAUCGGACUAGGCAUGCGGGGGCAACGUCCCGAACGGAUAGGCGACAAGUGUUGGCUCUACUUCCCUGAAGACAACACCCCGUUUUACCGAGCGACGAUCUUUUCCAACUAUUCCCCUCACAACUGCCCUGCCGAGGAAAAGAGCCUCCCGACCCUCCGUCUGGCCAACGGGUCCGCCCCGGCCUCCACCGAACCCUCUUCGGGUCCUUAUUGGAGCUUGAUGCUCGAAGUCUGUCAAUCGGCACAGAGGCCACAAAAUAUGGACACCAUCUUGGAAGAGACCAUCCUCGGUGCUCUGGCUACGGACCUUUUGAGACCGGAGGAUGAGAUCGUGUCGACCUAUGUCAGGCGGUUCGAGCAUGGAUACCCCACGCCGUCGCUCGGACGAGACGCCGCACUUGGUCGGAUCUUGCCGGUCUUGAAGGAUGAUUUCGAUAUUUGGUCUCGAGGCCGAUUCGGGAGCUGGAAAUACGAAGCCGGGAACCAGGACCACUCUUUCAUGCUCGGCGUAGAAGCCGUCGACAGCGCCGUCUUUGGGACGCCCGAGAUGACGCUCAACGAGACGGAUUGGGUCAACGGGAGGAGGAACGUCGAGCGGCGCUUGCAAUAAGUGAGAGGGAAGGGGCUUGUUUCGAGAGCUUUCGGUACUGCGUACCACAUUCAUAUACUCCAUGCAUGCAUACACGAUACCAUAUACAUGAUACCACUUUCCGUCCAU